UUGUUAAUUCGAUUUAGACCUGAAGAUAAAACUUAAAUUCGGAAUAAGUUGUUGAAAUUUUCCAUUGUUUUUGUAUUUAUUGAUUAAUCUAAUAAUCAAGAUGUUUUUACCAUAGAAAAUACAUUAGUUUUGAUAUUUCGUGUGUCCAUAAUACGACUAAAAAAAUAAACCCUUUAAUUGAAUGCAAUAAUCUUAUUUGAGUAAAAAAAUAGGGAAAUAAAGAAAACAACAGUGAUUAGAAAAACAGAUUAAAAUAGUUUGAUUUUUAUUGACGCAUCAAUAGAGAACGCAAACACGAAUUUUUAUUAUUCGAAUUAGAUAAUCAACAAACAACAAGUAAGCAACGGUAAGCUUGUAAAAGAGACAAAAGGGAGCGACAUAGUAACCAAAAUCUCUAACUUAAGUCUGGAAACCAACGUAAGUAUUUCUAUACGAAUUAUGAUAUAAUUCUCAUCGACAUAACCCAUAGCUUGCAUUUUUCAACAGACCAUUGUCUUUUUUUUAAUUACUUUAAGCAUUUAUCAUAUUCUAAAAGUUAUUGUGAAUGCUAAGUUUUUCAGUUCGUCCAGUUAUUCGUUGACAAUUAGUUUAAAAAUGCUUUCACAUGUUGACAAACUAUGGGAGAAAAAAAGAAAGUAUACUUUGAUCGCUUAUGUGGUGCAAUACACCAUCAUCGGAUUCGAAAAAUCUGUGACUGGUAUUACAUUAUGGAUGUACUUAACAACUGUGAUAAAAACUGGAAAUCCCGAAUUAUUUUUCGGAAUUAUCGGUUUGGUUUAUUUUGCCCCUUCUUUAUUUUUCUCAAUGUUGGUGGCAAGACUGGUAGAUAGGUCACGAAGAAUCAAGUUGAUUAUAUCAAUAUGUAAUUUUAUGAGUAUGGUUGGUUGUAUAGUAUAUGUCAUUCCAAGAUCGCCUUAUUAUCCUAUGAUUGGUCAAAUACUAAUGGGACUGAACUUUUCUAUCACAAGAAUAAUAACUUCUGCAGAAAUAGCUAGAUCGUAUCCAACUGAUGAAAUGGAGAAGAAAUUGCCAGUAUUAAUGGUAUUCUUCUUCGUUGGUUAUUCUGUUGGUCCAAUCGUUGGCAACUUUUUACGAAACGUCAACUUUACUUUAUUUGGUUUGCCUAUUACCAUCUGUAAUAUAUCUGGUCUUCUUUCAUUGAUACUCUUCAUGUUUGCACAAAUUUCUAUCCUAAUUCUUGCACAUGAUCUGUCAAGAGAAUACGAUCUAAAAGAAAUAACAUCAGAAAAGAAACACAAACCUUUAAAAGAUGAAGAAGAAACUUCGUGGAAUGUAUUAAAAAAAGUUGUGAAAAAUUUUGAUGUCCUUUUUGUUAUGAUAAUGACAAUAUUAGCUGCAUUCUCUCGACUGGCAUUUGAUCAUAGCUUUCCAGUGAUAAUUGGAAAGUUAUCACUGCCGUACUACCUUAUUGCAAUAUUCUACAUCAGUCAAUCAGUGAUAUUGGUUGGCAUAAUUGUAGUGCUUACAACGUCGAAACACACACGCAAAGCUGUAUACCUAUCCGGUGUAGCAAGUAUCUUGUUUCUUUUGAUAUCAGGAGUCUUCCAAACCAUACUAAUAAAAGCAGAAUUAAACAAUACAAGCGAUAUAGUAUUGACAUUUCUCCUUUCUACGAGUAUAACUGUGGUUGAAAUUGGAGAACAAUUUUUUCUUCUUACUGUUUCGGCAAAUCUAAUAUCUUCAAAACAUCAGGGAUAUGUGGAAAGUAUAAGAGAUGUGCUGAGAGGUAUUGGAAGUAUUCUUGGAAGUUUAGUGUCUGCUUAUGUUGUCGACUAUUGUUUCACAUUCUUGAUUGGGUUAGCAUUGUCGUGUUUCAUACAACUGUUGGUGUUAAUUUUAAGAAGGAAAACAUACAAAGAUCCGAAAAUUCUGAUAUAGGUAGCAUUAGGUUAAACGCAAGUGUAUCAAAGUUAUAAAAAAAGAAGAAAAAUAUUUGUUAACUCAUUUUUUAAAAUAUUGUAAUAUGAUGUCAUAAAAGAACGGCAUUUACUUUUACCUAAGUUCAUUUACUAUUACUAGACUUAAAAAUUUUGACUUUCUUUCAUUUUUAGUAACUUUAAAUUCGUUAGUUUCUAGGAAAGUGAAAUAUACUCGAUCAGAAUAAUAUUUCGGUUAGGAAAUUUUUCCUACUACAAUUUUUGCUAACACAGAGGUCCGUGUUUACUAAAAUAUAAAUUGCAUUCCUUGAAAAUCAAAACAUCUAAAAGCACAACUGAGAUGAUAAAAAUUUACUUAAUUUUUAUUAUAUUUGUUUGAUUUACUUAAUGAACAAUAUAAAAUAUAUUUUUUUAUUAAUACAGUACUGAGCAAGCAUAAGUGUCUCCCAGUCAA
This is a messenger RNA of Hydractinia symbiolongicarpus, 2352 nucleotides long. RefSeq lists its product as uncharacterized. Gene Ontology annotation, biological process: transmembrane transport. The record is from RefSeq and is a predicted model, not a curated record. The coding region runs from base 595 to 1899 and encodes 434 amino acids. The transcript has a single exon. Gene Ontology annotation, molecular function: transmembrane transporter activity. Lineage: Eukaryota; Metazoa; Cnidaria; Hydrozoa; Anthoathecata; Hydractiniidae.